Molecule: messenger RNA, 4167 nt
Organism: Girardinichthys multiradiatus
Lineage: Eukaryota; Metazoa; Chordata; Actinopteri; Cyprinodontiformes; Goodeidae
Exons: 1
Coding region: 3355-4167 (270 amino acids)
Source: RefSeq, a predicted model, not a curated record
CAGAAAUGGUGCAUAAAACACUUUGAAAACCCCACAUUUUUAAAAACCCUUCAAAUCCCCUGUGGCUCUGUGGAAACAAAACUCCAAUCUCAACCUGGCCUUGAUGUUAUAUUUCCACAGAGCCACGGCAUCAAUUUGAGAUCCAUCCUGCAUUUUUAUCCCUCCGAGUCAAAUAAAUAGCCAUUUUUGCUUCUGCAAUUAAAACAUUUAAAGUCCGGGAUUUUAAACUAGUGGCUCUACUGUAAUGCACACCGUUGAUAAAAAUGGAAUUGGUAAAAACCACUCCAAAGAGGCUAAAAAUUAUCGUUAAAAAAAAUACAAAACUAGUCAACCGUACACAACCCAUAAAAACAUGAAACACACUCCCGGACAACUUGCAAAAAGGACACUCAUUUAAGACCCCAGGACUGAUAACCGAUAAAAACGAGUUUGAUGCGAUAGCGCCAUGAAGUAUCCUCCACUGAAGAUCACCAGUCCGUUUUUUUAUUGGAGGCUUGUAUAGAGUCCUCCACUGAGGUUUUUGUCCUCUGAGUUUGUCACUCCACACACUGACUGCCCUUUUAUGGAGCGUUCUCCUAUUCAGAAUUUUUGUAUAGUAUUUGUACAGUAAUUUUGGACCUGUUUUACAUAAAUCCAUCCCUGAGUCCAUACUUUGCAGGAGAGGACCACUGUCUUCCUCAAAAUCUGGAUCCAGGAACAUGUUCAGGAACGGGACAUUCGGGUCAGGCAGGCACUUUUCUGUAACGUGUAGCUGCAGGAGCCGCCUUUCCCCAGCUAUCAUCUGUUCUUUCGUCUGCUCCAGGAAGCGCCGCACCAGUCUGGCAGACCGGAUCCCAAUCAGCGAGCCAACUUCCUGGACGUUAGAAAGGUCUGUUCCAGCCACCUGUACCAGUCACCGCAGGGUCACCGUCCCGCACCUGGACAACGCCUGAGCAAGGCCCGGUACGGUGCUGUCAUGGACAUCCAUUCUUGCUCCACACACUAAUGGUUCUUCUAAAAGCCAAUGCAGAGAAUUAUGUGUUUGCGACCUGUGCAGUUUAAAAAAAGCACACGAUUUAAAAACACACACACCAAUAAAACUGAGGCAACCCUUUUAACUUUAAAAGACUAACAUCAGUUAAAAACAGAGCAGCAUCCAGCCCCAAAAAAUUAGCUCGUCUAAGAAUGCAGCUGUCUUUGUCCUUCCACACAGCGGAUCCUGUCAGGAACUUCUGAAGGAACUGUAAACGAAAAGUAGCUGUUCUGCUGGCCAGGUGGACAAGGCCCUGGCCCCUCUCCUCUCUUGAUAAGAACAAGACAGACUGUGGUACCCAAUGUAGACCGUUCCAAAAAAGGUUUAUCAUUUCUGAUUGUAUUCAUGUCAUUCUCAGCAUUCAUGUCUUCCUCCCAGGUCCGAGCGCCAAAGAAAUAACCAUGUAAUUUCUCAUCAUCAAUUGCCAUCCCUCUCUUUGUGAGUCUUUUCAGAUUAAAAUGGAGUUUUGACGAAAAUUCUGAAUGAAAGACUCACCUUCACUGCCUCCACCUUCUAAUGACUCUUCCGUGCGUCUCCCGGCCUUCCAAUCAGCAUCCUGUCCGUCUGAUUCUCCAUCCAAUCACCUUCUGACGCCUUGCUUUUAAAGGACCUUCUGCCGUGUUCAUCUUCGCUUGUCAGCUGAGCUCAUCAGCUGUUAUGAUGUCCGACUACGAGUCUGAUGCUCUUUCUGGUCCCGCUCAUCUCCCUGAUGCGGGUCCUUGCCCUCACUAUUCUACUCCAACCCGCAGGAGUCUCCGUUUGGCCUCUUGCCAUCCUCCUCCUUCUCCUACCUCGCAGCUCCAAGAAGCCGGUAUCUGCCCAGGUUCCGACUUGGAUACCUCUCAGCUGGCUCAGCUUGCCGCACUCCUUCCAUGUCAUGGCUCUCCUUCGCCUCCACCUCCACCCUCACCACUUCCUGCCUCUUCUAGAAAGCGUCUCAGGAAGUCCGCUCAUCCUCCAGCUAAGCGUCCUUCUCGGUUCCCGCUGCCACUCCUGGUCCGCCCUCCCCAGUAGCGGGCCCUUCCACCAUCCUCUCGCCUCAAGCCGUUCCGUCUCCUUCUUCCCAACUGAUACCUCCAGCCUUCUUCGAUUCCAUCAACGCUCUUCAGGGUUCAAUCUCCUCACUCACUCAGUAUCUUCAAAGCUUCUCCUCCACUGCUGCCAUGUCUGCCACGUCAGCGCUGUCUGCCCCUGCUGGUCUUCCGGGUACUCUGGCUGUUCCUCAGCCCCUCCCUUCAGGUUUUACUCUAGCUGAAGCCCGGCCAGGCUCAUCUCUAGGUGAGAUGUAUUUUUCCUUUUCUAUUUAUUGCUCCCUUUGUUUUAGCUGUCUGGGCGACAGUUUUCACGUUUUUUCUUUAUAUAUUCAGGUAGAUCUUAUGUUCCCAAGCACGCCAACGUGUCACCCCGGCUGCGCUCCAAGAUCCUGCAAGGGCAAUAUAUUAACUUAGUUUCCCUAAUCAUGCCUUCCCCUGAAGUUGACCAUAAAAUUGCCUCUUCAGCAGGUUUCACGGCUAUAUUUAAAUCUGCUGACCCUCGCCUGUCCAAGGAUCUUUCCUUCGGUGAGUUUGUAGCUGUCUUCAGUAUUUUCAGAGACACUAUUUGUUCUGUUUACCCUAACCGCCGAGUCAAGUUCGACGCUCAUCUUUCCCUGAUCACAGACCUUCAUCUCUCUUACGGUCGCACCCUCUUUUACCAGUACCAUAAAACCUUUGCCUCCAAAGCUGCCUCCACUCUCGCACGGUCUGGUAUUUGCCUAGAUUGGUCCGUCUUGGACACAGAAAUUCUCAUUAUGCUCACUCAAGCCUCCGCCUGUUUUCCUGUGGCAUGCUCGGUCAUCAGAGCUCCCUCUGCCCUUCUCUCCCCUUCUCCUCCAAUGCCCCCUUUCGCCCUCCACCGCUCCUCUCAUCCGGCCCCCAGCUUCUGGAUCGCCGAGGAAGGAAAAUCGAGGUCAUUAAUAAUCAUCCAUUAUGUAACAAUUUUAAUGAAGGUAUCUGCUCAUUCUCCCCUUGUAAUUUUCUUCACAUUUGCAGUUUCUGCAGGGACGCUCAUCCCAAAUUCAUCGGUCCUCGCUGCUCAUCACUUCCCAGGACCUAUUGGGGAUUCAAAAAUUGAUUUCAUGUUACCUCUCGACUACUGUUAAUGUUUCUGAGUUGGCCCUCCUCCUACAAUCCCACCCAGAUCGCUCAUUCACUGAUUUCCUUAUAUCUGGACUCUCUCAAGGUUUUUUCAUAGGCGUUUUCCCCUCUUUUACUCCUAUUCUCGUCUGCCAUAACCUUCAAUCAACUCAGCUAGAACCCGAAAUCGUGACUCAACUUCUUCUUAAAGAAACUUCAAAAGGCUACAUGAUGGGCCCGUUUAAGUCCCCCCCCCCUGGUUACUCAGGGAAGAAACGACUCAUUAUUGAUCUCUCAGCCCCUCAUUCCAGCAUUAAUUCUAUCAUCUCAAAACCCCUUUUUUCCCUCUGUUAUGCUACAGUUGAUCAUGCCAUCGCGAUUAUUAAGGCUGCGGUGCGUGGUGCUUGGCUCGCUAAAGCCAACGCCACAGACGCAUUUAAAAUCAUGCCGGUUCAUCUCUCUCAGUGGCACCUGUUAGGCGUUAAAUGGGAUUGUCGUUUUUAUUUUGCUGUCAGGCUCACAUUCGGUUGCAGGAGCAGUCCCUCUUUAUUUAACAAGUUAUCCGAGGCUCUCUGCUGGAUCCUCCUUAAUAUAGUUAGGAUCCCCUCCGUUCUGCACCUCUUAGAUGACUUCCUUGUCAUUGACUCCCCCUCAUCCUCCCCCGGCCCCUCUCUCCCUAAGUUAUUUCAGCAGGUUGCCAUUCCUCUGUCUGCCGAGAAGACGCUGGGCCCGGCAAAAAGGCUCGAGUUCCUCGGCAUUCUGCUGGAUUCGGAAGAGAUGGUAGCCUCUCUGCCCGAGGAUAAGCUGUCUCGCAUUCGGGAAGUGUCCCAGUCUCACGUCUCCUCUGUUGUCGUUUCCAAGCGGCAACUUCUGUCUCUCUUAGGCCACCUCAUUUUCGCCAUGCACAUCAUUCCCCAGGGAUGUUCAUUUAUUUCCCGUUUGCUAGACCUCGGUAACUCCGUCCACUCCCUGCUUGAUUCUGUGACUUUAGAUGACAGUUGCCGCUCAGAUCUCAGUUUCUGGUUCCGUCUCCUCAUCUAG